Messenger RNA from Lotus japonicus, 474 nucleotides. RefSeq lists its product as uncharacterized. Lineage: Eukaryota; Viridiplantae; Streptophyta; Magnoliopsida; Fabales; Fabaceae. The transcript has 2 exons. Gene Ontology annotation, molecular function: nucleic acid binding; RNA-DNA hybrid ribonuclease activity. Bases 1 to 474 code for a protein of 157 amino acids. The record is from RefSeq and is a predicted model, not a curated record.
AUGGCUACGUCACUUGAGGAUGUUGUUGGUUCUCGUAGGUCUUGGACUCCUCCACUCGUUGAUUUUGUUUCUCUCUCAGUAGAUGGCUCCUUCAAACAUGACCACCAUCUUAUGGGAAUGGGGGUUGUGAGUGGGGGCGAUCUUGUUAGUGCUGAGGUACGUGCUCUUAAACUUGGCCUUGAGCUCAUUUGGAGCAUGGGUGUCAGGAAGGUUCAGUGUGAGGCUGAUUGUUUGGAGUGUGUGGAGGCACUCAGGGAUGAUCAAUUCGUGCAGCAUGUUCACGCUAGUGAGUUUGCAGAUGUUCAUCAAUUGUUGGACAGGGAUUGGGAGACUCGCCUCAGAAAUAUCCCUCGGGAAGCUAAUGCUCUGCACAUUUCUACGCAGAGUGUCUCGCCUCAGUGCGUGUUUACUAUCCUUGAGGAUCCUCCUAAUCGGGUUGUGCCGUUAAUUUUCAAGGAUACUAUAGGGGUGUAG